AUGGCGGCGCAGAACGCUGCUGCGACGGGCGUGGAGUCGCCGGGGGAUGCGAGGAAGAGGACGGCCGGGCAGGCCAAUGGCGAUUACAUCCCCAAGGGCGCCGAGGACAAGAUGGACGAGAAGACGAAGCAGAAGACCAACUCCCUCCUCAGCACCCUCGACAACUACGAAUUCCUCAUCGCCCCCCUCAUCUUCACCGCCCUCGCCCUCUUCACGCGCAUGUGGAAGAUCGGCCUCUCCCCCAUCGUCACCUGGGACGAAGCCCACUUCGGCAAAUUCGGCUCCCACUACCUCAAGCGCGAAUUCUACUUCGACGUCCACCCUCCGCUGGGGAAAAUGCUCGUCGGUCUGAGCGGGUGGCUGGCGAACUACAACGGCUCCUUUGAGUUCAAGUCCGGGGAGACGUACCCGGAGGAGCUGAACUACACGUACAUGCGCCUGUUCAAUUCGGCUUUUGGAGCCAUGUGCGUCCCGCUGGCGUAUUUGACGGCGAAGGAGCUGCAUUUCAAGCGCCCGACCGUGUGGUUGGUGACGGCCAUGGUGCUGUUUGAGAACUCGUACACGACGAUCUCACGGUUCAUCCUGCUGGAUAGUAUGUUGUUGUUCUUCACGUUCACGACGGUGUUCACGUGGGCCAAGUUCCAUAAUCAGAGGCAUGAUCCGUUCUCGCCCGAGUGGGGGCUGUGGUUGAUGCUGAGUGGGGUGAGCAUUGGGUGUGUGUGCAGUGUCAAGUGGGUGGGGAUGUUUGGGAUGGCGAUGGUGGGGUUGUAUACGGUGGAGGAUUUGUGGAGGAAGUUUGGGGAUUUGAAGAUGCCGAAGGUCGAACUUGCAGCGCAUGUCGGCUUCCGCGUCGUCGGCCUUAUCCUCAUCCCUCUGGCUGUCUACAUGUUUUCCUUCUGGAUCCACUUUUUGAUUCUGGAGAACAGCGGUCCCGGAGAUGCUCAGAUGUCUUCUCUCUUCCAAGCCAACCUUCGAGGGACGGAAGUCGGCAAGGAUAGCCCUCUUGAAAUCGCUCUCGGUUCCCGCGCAACGCUCAAGAACAUGGGCUACGGCGGCGGAUUGCUCCACUCCCACGUCCAGACUUACCCCGAAGGCUCGCAACAGCAGCAGAUUACCUGCUACCACCACAAAGACGCCAACAACGACUGGUUCUUCUACCCGAACAGGCAUCAGCCAGAGUUUGACGCUGAGGCGCCUCUGCAGUUUGUUGGAAACGGCGAUGUCAUCCGUAUGAUCCACGCUCAGACUGGCCGUAAUCUGCACUCGCACCAAGUCGCUGCUCCGGUCACGAAGGCUGACUACGAAGUGUCUUGCUACGGCAACACAUCUGUCGGCGAUACCAAAGACCACUGGCAGGUCGAGGUGGUUAACGAUGCCGCCUCGAACGACUACUCUAAAGUCCGGACACUGACCACUGCCUUCCGCUUGAGACACACCGACCUUGGCUGCUACCUCCGUGCUGGCAAUGUCAACCUGCCGCAGUGGGGAUUCAAGCAGAUCGAGACUACUUGUGUGAAGGAGAAUAAGCCUCGCGAUCCGUACACGCAGUGGAACGUCGAGUCGCACUGGAACGAGAGACUCCCCGCCAGCGACCCGGGCUCCUACAAAUCCCCCUUCCUGCGCGACUUCGUCCACCUCAACGUCGCCAUGAUGACCUCCAACAACGCCCUCGUCCCGGACCCAGAUAAACAAGACGACCUCGCCAGCGCGCCCUGGCAAUGGCCCCUCCUCAACGUCGGCCUCCGCAUGUGCGGCUGGGACGACAACAUCGUCAAGUACUUCCUCCUCGGCAACCCGGCCGUGUACUGGGGCUCGACUUUUUCUCUGGCCUUCUUCCUCGGCAUGAUCGCCUGGUACGCCGUGCGCUGGCAGCGCGGCUACGACGAGCUCACGUGGGCCGCGAUCGAUCACUUCGAGUACUCAGGCCUCUACCCGUUUAUUGGCUGGUUCCUGCACUACCUGCCCUUCAUCGUCAUGGCGCGCGUGACGUACGUGCAUCACUACUACCCGGCGCUGUACUUCGCCAUCCUCUGCAACGGUUUCAUCCUGGACUGGUACACGCGGACGCUGCCAAAGGGCGUGCAGUGGGGGAUCUUCGCGGCGUUGUAUGCGCUGGUCAUUGGCCUGUUCUGGGUUUUCAAGGAUAUCUGUUUUGGGAUGGUCGGGCCGAACCAGCAGUGGAGUCAUUUGAAGUGGUUGGACACUUGGAGGAUGUCGGAUGUGUGA
Molecule: messenger RNA, 2226 nt
Organism: Saxophila tyrrhenica
Lineage: Eukaryota; Fungi; Ascomycota; Dothideomycetes; Mycosphaerellales; Extremaceae
Gene: PMT2
Product: Protein O-mannosyltransferase 2
Exons: 4
Coding region: 1-2226 (741 amino acids)
Biological process (GO): protein O-linked glycosylation via mannose
Cellular component (GO): endoplasmic reticulum; membrane
Molecular function (GO): dolichyl-phosphate-mannose-protein mannosyltransferase activity
Source: RefSeq, a predicted model, not a curated record